GCUACACCACUCUUGGUAUGUCACUUUAGAUAUCGACGGAAUCAGAACUGGAUCGAGAAAUUAAGCGAAUCUGCGCCUUAUUUCAAAAGAAAGAGACGGAAGAGACAUGGGAACAGUUUGAUCUUGCGCUAAAAAACGUUUCAAAGUGGACAAAGGAAGGUGCGACAUCAAUGGAGAAUUUCAUUCCAGCCAUCAAAACUCUGAAAGAGCCCAUUGUGAAAUCGUUAUUAACAGAGCGCAGUCGAUUGUCCGGAACAACCACUGACCUGCUAGAACAACUUGCCAUCCAUCUUAAACGUUCCUUUGAGCCAUUCAAUGAUGGCAUUUUACCGCAUAUCAUGAAGUUAUUCACACGAUCCAACAAACUUUUUGUCAGCCGUUCCAUCAAGUGCGUAUCGGUCAUCAUACAACAUGCAAAAAUCCCUCGAGCCAUUCCUCAAUUUUGUAAAGCCAUUACCAAGCCUGAUCCGAACAAACAGAUGAGAAUGGGGGCUGCCCAGUGCUUGACUAGUAGCAUUGAGUUCAAUGCUUCGUCUGACUUGGAACAUCAUUUGGAGAUUAUCGAAAACGCUAUACGAGUGGGAGCCAUGGAUCCAGCUCCUGAAGUACGCGAAGUCGUCAGAAAGUGCUUCGAGAUGUACAAAAAGCAACUGCCUGAGCCAUCAAUCAUUUUCAUCGCCAGUUUACCAGCUAACAUUCGUAAAUAUUUAAAGAUUGCUGGCAAGGGAGAAUCCAAUUUACGUGUUGGAAAUAUUCCUCCCUCCCAUCGCCCAACAGUAAUCUCGGCAAAAUCAUCUUCUUUUGGAGAUGUUCGUCGAUUAGCCAUAAGCAAAAAUGCCAUUCCUGGUAAAGCACUUCAUCGAGCGCACUCCCACCCUCCUUCAGAAACAAAAUCUUUGCUUGAAGCUCCCGUACCAAAACGGCAAGCUUCUUAUCACAUACCGAACGGGUCAUCAAAACCUCCAGCAACAAAACGCUUGCGCACAGAUCAAAGCCGUCUGGCACGGCCAGUGACAUCUCAAACUGCGCAUUCCGACACUGCCAUACCUGGACCCAAUGUUACUACAGAUUCUACUCCUCCAACAAGACAAGGCACCCCAUCUAGCGUGACUGAAACAACCCCUCCUCCUACAUUAGAAUCCCCAAUAGACGAUCUUUUGCUGGUCAAGAAUGAGAAUGGAGAUACGAAGCAUAAGGAUCAACAGAGCUCCUCUCAGCCAAUCUCAAGUACCCCACCGAUAUCAGCCAGACCGCCAUCAUCCUUCAGGCGAUCACGGUCAAGCUUAUUAUCAUCAGCUCGUCGAUCACUAGGAGAUCCAGUUCGACCGGUAAAAAGUUAUCAACUUGGUCACGGUAAGUUUUGAUCACAUCCGGCUAGUUUACGUAACAGAAGAUUAACAGAGGAUCUAUUCAGAUCAAAAUGGUGCUACCAUAAUUCGCCAGUCAUCAAGUAGUCCCACUACGACACCGUCAAAAACUGGGACCGAAGUGAAACUUCAAAAUGACAAAACGAAA
Molecule: messenger RNA, 1515 nt
Organism: Umbelopsis ramanniana AG
Lineage: Eukaryota; Fungi; Mucoromycota; Umbelopsidomycetes; Umbelopsidales; Umbelopsidaceae
Exons: 3
Coding region: 171-1364 (397 amino acids)
Biological process (GO): mitotic spindle assembly
Cellular component (GO): mitotic spindle midzone; microtubule organizing center; mitotic spindle
Molecular function (GO): microtubule binding
Source: RefSeq, a predicted model, not a curated record